This is a messenger RNA of Arvicanthis niloticus (Nile rat), 10334 nucleotides long. Lineage: Eukaryota; Metazoa; Chordata; Mammalia; Rodentia; Muridae. The record is from RefSeq and is a predicted model, not a curated record.
UCCAGGCCGGCCAGGAGGGCGUGAAGCUGCCCGAGGGAGAGCUGGCCGCACCGGCUGCUGCUGGAGCCGGCCUGAAGGGCCACCUGCCCAAGGUGCAGAUGCCCAGCCUCAAGAUGCCCAAGGUGGACCUCAAGGGGCCCCAGGUGGACCUCAAGGCCCCCAAAGUGGACGUGAAGGGCCCCAAGGGCGAGGUGAGCGCCCCCGGCGUGGAGGUGUCCCUGCCCGGCGUGGAGGUGGACAUCCAGGCGCCCGGUGCCAAGCUGGAGGGGGACGUGGCCCUGGCCGAGAGGGACGUGGCCGCCAAAGACAGCAAGUUCAAGAUGCCCAAGUUCAAGAUGCCCUCCUUCGGCGUGUCCGCGCCUGGCAAGCCCAGCGUGGAGGCCUCUCUGGAGGUGGGGGCGCCCAAGGUGGAGGCGGACGUGGCCCUGCCCUCGGUGCAGGGCGACCUCAAGACCCCUGACGUGACCAUCCAGCUGCCGUCCGCCGACCUGGAGCUCCAGGCCGGCCAGGAGGGCGUGAAGCUGCCCGAGGGAGAGCUGGCCGCACCGGCUGCUGCUGGAGCCGGCCUGAAGGGCCACCUGCCCAAGGUGCAGAUGCCCAGCCUCAAGAUGCCCAAGGUGGACCUCAAGGGGCCCCAGGUGGACCUCAAGGCCCCCAAAGUGGACGUGAAGGGCCCCAAGGGCGAGGUGAGCGCCCCCGGCGUGGAGGUGUCCCUGCCCGGCGUGGAGGUGGACAUCCAGGCGCCCGGUGCCAAGCUGGAGGGGGACGUGGCCCUGGCCGAGAGGGACGUGGCCGCCAAAGACAGCAAGUUCAAGAUGCCCAAGUUCAAGAUGCCCUCCUUCGGCGUGUCCGCGCCUGGCAAGCCCAGCGUGGAGGCCUCUCUGGAGGUGGGGGCGCCCAAGGUGGAGGCGGACGUGGCCCUGCCCUCGGUGCAGGGCGACCUCAAGACCCCUGACGUGACCAUCCAGCUGCCGUCCGCCGACCUGGAGCUCCAGGCCGGCCAGGAGGGCGUGAAGCUGCCCGAGGGAGAGCUGGCCGCACCGGCUGCUGCUGGAGCCGGCCUGAAGGGCCACCUGCCCAAGGUGCAGAUGCCCAGCCUCAAGAUGCCCAAGGUGGACCUCAAGGGGCCCCAGGUGGACCUCAAGGCCCCCAAAGUGGACGUGAAGGGCCCCAAGGGCGAGGUGAGCGCCCCCGGCGUGGAGGUGUCCCUGCCCGGCGUGGAGGUGGACAUCCAGGCGCCCGGUGCCAAGCUGGAGGGGGACGUGGCCCUGGCCGAGAGGGACGUGGCCGCCAAAGACAGCAAGUUCAAGAUGCCCAAGUUCAAGAUGCCCUCCUUCGGCGUGUCCGCGCCUGGCAAGCCCAGCGUGGAGGCCUCUCUGGAGGUGGGGGCGCCCAAGGUGGAGGCGGACGUGGCCCUGCCCUCGGUGCAGGGCGACCUCAAGACCCCUGACGUGACCAUCCAGCUGCCGUCCGCCGACCUGGAGCUCCAGGCCGGCCAGGAGGGCGUGAAGCUGCCCGAGGGAGAGCUGGCCGCACCGGCUGCUGCUGGAGCCGGCCUGAAGGGCCACCUGCCCAAGGUGCAGAUGCCCAGCCUCAAGAUGCCCAAGGUGGACCUCAAGGGGCCCCAGGUGGACCUCAAGGCCCCCAAAGUGGACGUGAAGGGCCCCAAGGGCGAGGUGAGCGCCCCCGGCGUGGAGGUGUCCCUGCCCGGCGUGGAGGUGGACAUCCAGGCGCCCGGUGCCAAGCUGGAGGGGGACGUGGCCCUGGCCGAGAGGGACGUGGCCGCCAAAGACAGCAAGUUCAAGAUGCCCAAGUUCAAGAUGCCCUCCUUCGGCGUGUCCGCGCCUGGCAAGCCCAGCGUGGAGGCCUCUCUGGAGGUGGGGGCGCCCAAGGUGGAGGCGGACGUGGCCCUGCCCUCGGUGCAGGGCGACCUCAAGACCCCUGACGUGACCAUCCAGCUGCCGUCCGCCGACCUGGAGCUCCAGGCCGGCCAGGAGGGCGUGAAGCUGCCCGAGGGAGAGCUGGCCGCACCGGCUGCUGCUGGAGCCGGCCUGAAGGGCCACCUGCCCAAGGUGCAGAUGCCCAGCCUCAAGAUGCCCAAGGUGGACCUCAAGGGGCCCCAGGUGGACCUCAAGGCCCCCAAAGUGGACGUGAAGGGCCCCAAGGGCGAGGUGAGCGCCCCCGGCGUGGAGGUGUCCCUGCCCGGCGUGGAGGUGGACAUCCAGGCGCCCGGUGCCAAGCUGGAGGGGGACGUGGCCCUGGCCGAGAGGGACGUGGCCGCCAAAGACAGCAAGUUCAAGAUGCCCAAGUUCAAGAUGCCCUCCUUCGGCGUGUCCGCGCCUGGCAAGCCCAGCGUGGAGGCCUCUCUGGAGGUGGGGGCGCCCAAGGUGGAGGCGGACGUGGCCCUGCCCUCGGUGCAGGGCGACCUCAAGACCCCUGACGUGACCAUCCAGCUGCCGUCCGCCGACCUGGAGCUCCAGGCCGGCCAGGAGGGCGUGAAGCUGCCCGAGGGAGAGCUGCUGCCCGAGGGAGAGCUGGCCGCACCGGCUGCUGCUGGAGCCGGCCUGAAGGGCCACCUGCCCAAGGUGCAGAUGCCCAGCCUCAAGAUGCCCAAGGUGGACCUCAAGGGGCCCCAGGUGGACCUCAAGGCCCCCAAAGUGGACGUGAAGGGCCCCAAGGGCGAGGUGAGCGCCCCCGGCGUGGAGGUGUCCCUGCCCGGCGUGGAGGUGGACAUCCAGGCGCCCGGUGCCAAGCUGGAGGGGGACGUGGCCCUGGCCGAGAGGGACGUGGCCGCCAAAGACAGCAAGUUCAAGAUGCCCAAGUUCAAGAUGCCCUCCUUCGGCGUGUCCGCGCCUGGCAAGCCCAGCGUGGAGGCCUCUCUGGAGGUGGGGGCGCCCAAGGUGGAGGCGGACGUGGCCCUGCCCUCGGUGCAGGGCGACCUCAAGACCCCUGACGUGACCAUCCAGCUGCCGUCCGCCGACCUGGAGCUCCAGGCCGGCCAGGAGGGCGUGAAGCUGCCCGAGGGAGAGCUGGCCGCACCGGCUGCUGCUGGAGCCGGCCUGAAGGGCCACCUGCCCAAGGUGCAGAUGCCCAGCCUCAAGAUGCCCAAGGUGGACCUCAAGGGGCCCCAGGUGGACCUCAAGGCCCCCAAAGUGGACGUGAAGGGCCCCAAGGGCGAGGUGAGCGCCCCCGGCGUGGAGGUGUCCCUGCCCGGCGUGGAGGUGGACAUCCAGGCGCCCGGUGCCAAGCUGGAGGGGGACGUGGCCCUGGCCGAGAGGGACGUGGCCGCCAAAGACAGCAAGUUCAAGAUGCCCAAGUUCAAGAUGCCCUCCUUCGGCGUGUCCGCGCCUGGCAAGCCCAGCGUGGAGGCCUCUCUGGAGGUGGGGGCGCCCAAGGUGGAGGCGGACGUGGCCCUGCCCUCGGUGCAGGGCGACCUCAAGACCCCUGACGUGACCAUCCAGCUGCCGUCCGCCGACCUGGAGCUCCAGGCCGGCCAGGAGGGCGUGAAGCUGCCCGAGGGAGAGCUGGAGGGCGUGAAGCUGCCCGAGGGAGAGCUGGCCGCACCGGCUGCUGCUGGAGCCGGCCUGAAGGGCCACCUGCCCAAGGUGCAGAUGCCCAGCCUCAAGAUGCCCAAGGUGGACCUCAAGGGGCCCCAGGUGGACCUCAAGGCCCCCAAAGUGGACGUGAAGGGCCCCAAGGGCGAGGUGAGCGCCCCCGGCGUGGAGGUGUCCCUGCCCGGCGUGGAGGUGGACAUCCAGGCGCCCGGUGCCAAGCUGGAGGGGGACGUGGCCCUGGCCGAGAGGGACGUGGCCGCCAAAGACAGCAAGUUCAAGAUGCCCAAGUUCAAGAUGCCCUCCUUCGGCGUGUCCGCGCCUGGCAAGCCCAGCGUGGAGGCCUCUCUGGAGGUGGGGGCGCCCAAGGUGGAGGCGGACGUGGCCCUGCCCUCAGUGCAGGGCGACCUCAAGACCCCUGACGUGACCAUCCAGCUGCCGUCCGCCGACCUGGAGCUCCAGGCCGGCCAGGAGGGCGUGAAGCUGCCCGAGGGAGAGCUGGCCGCACCGGCUGCUGCUGGAGCCGGCCUGAAGGGCCACCUGCCCAAGGUGCAGAUGCCCAGCCUCAAGAUGCCCAAGGUGGACCUCAAGGGGCCCCAGGUGGACCUCAAGGCCCCCAAAGUGGACGUGAAGGGCCCCAAGGGCGAGGUGAGCGCCCCCGGCGUGGAGGUGUCCCUGCCCGGCGUGGAGGUGGACAUCCAGGCGCCCAGUGCCAAGCUGGAGGGGGACGUGGCCCUGGCCGAGAGGGACGUGGCCGCCAAAGACAGCAAGUUCAAGAUGCCCAAGUUCAAGAUGCCCUCCUUCGGCGUGUCCGCGCCUGGCAAGCCCAGCGUGGAGGCCUCUCUGGAGGUGGGGGCGCCCAAGGUGGAGGCCGACGUGGCCCUGACCCCGGUGCAGGGCGACCUCAAGACCCCUGACGUGACCAUCCAGCUGCCGUCCGCCGACCUGGAGCUCCAGGCCGGCCAGGAGGGCGUGAAGCUGCCCGAGGGAGAGCUGGCCGCACCGGCUGCUGCUGGAGCCGGCCUGAAGGGCCACCUGCCCAAGGUGCAGAUGCCCAGCCUCAAGAUGCCCAAGGUGGACCUCAAGGGGCCCCAGGUGGACCUCAAGGCCCCCAAAGUGGACGUGAAGGGCCCCAAGGGCGAGGUGAGCGCCCCCGGCGUGGAGGUGUCCCUGCCCGGCGUGGAGGUGGACAUCCAGGCGCCCGGUGCCAAGCUGGAGGGGGACGUGGCCCUGGCCGAGAGGGACGUGGCCGCCAAAGACAGCAAGUUCAAGAUGCCCAAGUUCAAGAUGCCCUCCUUCGGCGUGUCCGCGCCUGGCAAGCCCAGCGUGGAGGCCUCUCUGGAGGUGGGGGCGCCCAAGGUGGAGGCGGACGUGGCCCUGCCCUCGGUGCAGGGCGACCUCAAGACCCCUGACGUGACCAUCCAGCUGCCGUCCGCCGACCUGGAGCUCCAGGCCGGCCAGGAGGGCGUGAAGCUGCCCGAGGGAGAGCUGGCCGCACCGGCUGCUGCUGGAGCCGGCCUGAAGGGCCACCUGCCCAAGGUGCAGAUGCCCAGCCUCAAGAUGCCCAAGGUGGACCUCAAGGGGCCCCAGGUGGACCUCAAGGCCCCCAAAGUGGACGUGAAGGGCCCCAAGGGCGAGGUGAGCGCCCCCGGCGUGGAGGUGUCCCUGCCCGGCGUGGAGGUGGACAUCCAGGCGCCCGGUGCCAAGCUGGAGGGGGACGUGGCCCUGGCCGAGAGGGACGUGGCCGCCAAAGACAGCAAGUUCAAGAUGCCCAAGUUCAAGAUGCCCUCCUUCGGCGUGUCCGCGCCUGGCAAGCCCAGCGUGGAGGCCUCUCUGGAGGUGGGGGCGCCCAAGGUGGAGGCGGACGUGGCCCUGCCCUCGGUGCAGGGCGACCUCAAGACCCCUGACGUGACCAUCCAGCUGCCGUCCGCCGACCUGGAGCUCCAGGCCGGCCAGGAGGGCGUGAAGCUGCCCGAGGGAGAGCUGGCCGCACCGGCUGCUGCUGGAGCCGGCCUGAAGGGCCACCUGCCCAAGGUGCAGAUGCCCAGCCUCAAGAUGCCCAAGGUGGACCUCAAGGGGCCCCAGGUGGACCUCAAGGCCCCCAAAGUGGACGUGAAGGGCCCCAAGGGCGAGGUGAGCGCCCCCGGCGUGGAGGUGUCCCUGCCCGGCGUGGAGGUGGACAUCCAGGCGCCCGGUGCCAAGCUGGAGGGGGACGUGGCCCUGGCCGAGAGGGACGUGGCCGCCAAAGACAGCAAGUUCAAGAUGCCCAAGUUCAAGAUGCCCUCCUUCGGCGUGUCCGCGCCUGGCAAGCCCAGCGUGGAGGCCUCUCUGGAGGUGGGGGCGCCCAAGGUGGAGGCGGACGUGGCCCUGCCCUCGGUGCAGGGCGACCUCAAGACCCCUGACGUGACCAUCCAGCUGCCGUCCGCCGACCUGGAGCUCCAGGCCGGCCCGGAGGGCGUGAAGCUGCCCGAGGGAGAGCUGGCCGCACCGGCUGCUGCUGGAGCCGGCCUGAAGGGCCACCUGCCCAAGGUGCAGAUGCCCAGCCUCAAGAUGCCCAAGGUGGACCUCAAGGGGCCCCAGGUGGACCUCAAGGCCCCCAAAGUGGACGUGAAGGGCCCCAAGGGCGAGGUGAGCGCCCCCGGCGUGGAGGUGUCCCUGCCCGGCGUGGAGGUGGACAUCCAGGCGCCCGGUGCCAAGCUGGAGGGGGACGUGGCCCUGGCCGAGAGGGACGUGGCCGCCAAAGACAGCAAGUUCAAGAUGCCCAAGUUCAAGAUGCCCUCCUUCGGCGUGUCCGCGCCUGGCAAGCCCAGCGUGGAGGCCUCUCUGGAGGUGGGGGCGCCCAAGGUGGAGGCGGACGUGGCCCUGCCCUCGGUGCAGGGCGACCUCAAGACCCCUGACGUGACCAUCCAGCUGCCGUCCGCCGACCUGGAGCUCCAGGCCGGCCAGGAGGGCGUGAAGCUGCCCGAGGGAGAGCUGGCCGCACCGGCUGCUGCUGGAGCCGGCCUGAAGGGCCACCUGCCCAAGGUGCAGAUGCCCAGCCUCAAGAUGCCCAAGGUGGACCUCAAGGCCCCCAAUGUUGACAUCAAGUGCCCUUCAGGUUCUUUCAGUAUUUCCCAUCAUGAAGCUGUUCUUCCGUUCGCUGAUGAAGAAGUUAGUCCUACAACAGGCAGAGAUACCAAGUCACUUGGUGGUUUUCCUAAUGCUGGUCUUUUACAUUCCUCUGAGACGUCUGAAUCUUUGUUUUCUCAUGUUCUUUCUUCCUUGAGUAAGGUUGAACCUCCAGGUGGAUCUUUUGAUCCUCCACUCCCUCAUGUUACUCCUCAAAUUUUUUUCCCCAAAUUCCACAAGCCAAAAUUUGCUGUAUCUGUUUCACUGCCAGAGUCUGAAUAUGAUCCCUCUGUGUCUGCGACUGUUGUCCAUUCCUGUGAAUCCUCUCAGUCACUCUCAGCUUCAGUCGGCCCUCAGGUCUUGUCUUCUGAUGUUCCUGUUUCCAGCAGUUUGGAUGUUUCCGCCAGUCGGUCUUUAAUUAGUCCACCACCUGAAGCACCUAAUGAAGAGUCUAAAGACACUUCCUUCAAAUUACCCAGCAUCAAGUUACCUUCAUUUCAUUGGUCUCCAAAGAAGGCAGCAGGGCGUAUAGGUGAUUCUCAGUCACAUGAGGCCCCCAUGCCUAGUCUAGGUUUGUCUUCAAUGGAAAUGGAUUCUGAAAUUCAAAGUAGUGUUUCCAUAGUGGAAUCCCCCCAGCAUGCCCCUCUGGACAAGGAAGUGGAGAAGGGAAAAAGCCGGAAGCUCAGCUUUUCCAUGCCACGCCUGGCACUACCCAAGAUAAAGGUUUCUAAGGGGUCAGCUGCUGUGCCACAGGGAGACCUGAGGCCUUCACUCACUGGUACCACAUCUGGAGGCGAUUUGGUAGUCAUAGAAACAGCUGUCAGUGAUGCCCAUGUUGGGGACACUCAUUCAAUAGAUGUUACCACAGAACUCCAUGUCAGCUCCUCCUCCCCCACAGCAGAGUUGGCUAGAUCUACAACUGAACUUCCUCUUCCCAAAGAUGACCUGAAUGUCAGAGAUGACAGCAAAAGUCUCAUGAAUGUCUCUGAAAGUCAGCCCCUUGUGGAGCUGACAACACCCAGAACUGAAGGCCUUCUGCAGCCGUCCAGUAGACAGAGAGAUAAUGCCCCCACCAUGGAAACCCCUGAGAUGGAUUCCACAGCAAAAGAGACGUCAACAGACCCGAAUGAGCGCCGGUUCAAAAUGCCCAAGUUUCGAGUUCCAGGUUUCAAACGCUCCUCAUCCAAGGAGCGAGACCGGGCUGGAGAACAGGGAACUCCUCAAAAGUCACAGACUCUGGUCGUCAGCAUACCUUCGGAGGCAGAAGAAAAAGCUGCAGCUUGUGUGCAGCUGUCCCAUGUGCCUGAGUCUAAGGUAGAGGCACAUAUCUCCCUGGGGCCCCCAGAGGAAGGGACCAGUAUGAGGCCCCUAGAAAGUCCAACGUACGCAGAUGUUGUAAAACGUGAUCUCCAUGGAGCAAGCUCUGGGAUGUUUAGCUCCACUGUUGAGCCUUCUCAGGCACAUCUGCCCACCCCUGAGUUUGGGACCCAUCCAUCUAAAGGCUUUGUCUCCCCUGAGGUCCCUGGUGUGAGAGUCUCAGAACCCCAGCUUCCUCCAGAAGGAACAGGCAAACAGCAGCACCCUGGACCAGGAGAAAAUAUUCUUGCUGAGAUGGAGGCUAGAACAGGAAGCUUGCCUUCCCAGCCACAAGGGCCUCUGAGGCUGAAGGCCUCCAUCACUGAUGUGCCAUCACAGGUCUCUGUGGUGAGCAGGAGUCAGCUCUGGGAGGAUUCUGUAUUGACUGUCACAUUCCCCAGACUGAAGGUACCCAAGUUCUCCUUCCCUUCUCCCAGCUCUGAGACUGAUGUGUUCUUCCCUGUGGUGAGAGGGAUAGAGGCCAGCAUUGGUAGUCCCAUACCCAAGGGUACCCCUGGGCUCUGGGAAGCCAGCAUUCUAAAGACAGACGUCGAGGACACCAGAAUGCCACCAGCAAGCCUUGAGCAAUCUUUGGAAGCAUCUCCAAUUUCUAAGGUCAGAGUGCACAUUCAGGGGUCUCGAGGUGAGAGUCAAGAAGUGGCUAUUUCCAGCAGAGUCGAAAGGGCAAGUACAGACCCCUCAGCACCCGGAGCUUUUUGUACUCAGAUUGUGCGGGAAUCGGAGAUCCCUGCUUCUACAAUCCAGAUUCCUUCUUAUGGAUUUUCUUUGCUGAAAGUGAAAAUUCCGGAGCCCCCUGUGCAGACCUGUGUGUAUACAGUGGCUCCUGACUCCCAGAAGCAGGAGGACGUGGGUGGAGCUCCCAUGCCAGCUGCUGCAGGAGGACACUCCAUCCCUGCCGAGGUCCCACCUGACACUAGUGAAGCAUUUGAGAUCAUCUCUUCCAGUGUUGGCAUGGCUCCCGGGCCCCAGCUUGCAGACAGCACCUCUGAUGAAGAGCCAGCAGAGAUUCUUGAGUUUCCUGAGGACAGCCAGGAGGUUAAGGCCCCUGACAUGGAUACAAAACAGAAACCAGAAGGUAAAAAGGCCAGCCUGUUGUGGUCCUGGCUUCCAAGUAUUGGGUUCUCCUCUGUGGAAGAGACAGCUGCUGAUUCCAAAGACACUACCCAAAGGUCUCCUGUCCAUGUGCAGCCUACCGCUCGCCUGGACCCUGAACUACCCAGAAAACAGGAGAAGGCAGGCUGGUUCCGGUUUCCCAAGUUAGGAUUCUCCUCUUCACCUACCAAGAAGCCCAGGAGCACUGAAGAUGGGGAAGGCCAGGCAGAACACAAGCUCCAGGAGGAAACAGUCACCUUUUUUGAUGCUCGAGAGAGCUUCUCCCCAGAGGAGGAGGAAGAGGCCAAGUCAGAGGUGAUAAGUGCCAGGCCUGGUUCUGGAGCAAUGGUGGCAUCCUCUGCAGGAACAGAACUAGUACUGUUGGAACAGGCUAGAGACACUGGUGACAAAUCUAUACCCAGGCCUGUGGCCAAAUGAGGUCAGAGGUCAGAGGUCAGAGUCAGUGGGUGAGACAAACAACUAGAACCUGAAACUUAGGGCUUGGGCACUGAAAGCGCCCUACAUCCCUAGAAUGCAUGAUCUCAUAUAGAUCCACAGGUCUGAAACCAAAGCAGAAGUGAAUAGCACUUACCUGUGACACACACCGCCCUCCUAUAUGGAACCAAAAUACGCUACUUUCUUCCAAGCUUUGGAAGCAACGGAGGCUGCAAAAUUGUGUAGUUCUGGGAACUCUGCUGGCCUUCGUCGGGUAAGGCCCAAGAAGCUGCCCAACGCCAUGAGAGCAACAUUAUCUCUGAAGUACCCAUGUCUGUGUGGGUGGGAGCAGCCUUUGGGGCAACCUCUGCCUUGCUGCUGCUGUUUCCUGGUGAACUCAGCCGGCAGGGCAUGGUGUGUCCCGUUGCCUUUCUCACAUACUCGAUCCUUUCUCAACUCUUUCACUAAUGGCAAGCUUUGGGGCGUGGACACACGGGGUGUGAGGGUGUGUAUGCGCAGCAGAUAGGUCUGACCAAUGGCUGUCUGCACUCAGUGGUAACUGCGGGUUGUCCAGCAGGGUUCACACAGGGGUUUGCCAUUAGACCUUGGUGUGUGUCUGUUUGUCUGCCUGCCUGCCAGUGUGCAACUCUUUUCCCAGUUGUGUACAACUUCCAUGCACUGGCUCCUGAGCACCUUGUGUACAGAUUGCAGCCCAUACAGACAGCCCUGUUCAGUCACCUUCAAUAAAGGAAGCCCUCCCUGCAUUCAAUG